AUGUCAGAUAGCGAAGAAAAUUCAUUCCAAGAAAUUGAAUAGGAAGAUGACGAAGCUGUCAACAAUCCUGAUAUUGAAGAGGAAGAAGAAGAUGAAGAUUAUAUGAUGGAAGAUAAGCCUAAAAAGCAAUCUGCAGAAGAAAAGCUUGUUAUUGACUAAAAUGAAAAAGAUAGAACUUGCGCUACUUAUACUUUCUAUGAUGAAGACCACACCCUUGGAAAUACAGUUAGAUAUAUGCUUGUAAAGAGAAAAGAUGUAGAAUUCUGUGGUUAUACAAUUCCUCACCCUUCUGAAAAUAAAAUGAAUUUACGUUUAUAAACAAUAAAAAAAAAUUCAAAUGAAGUAUUAAAAGAAGGAUUAGAUAGUUUGGCUGGACUUUGUGAUGUACUUAAUGACAAAUUUGAUGCUGCUAUGAAAAAAUUUGAAAAACAAUAAAAAAAGAAAUCAAAAUGA
Molecule: messenger RNA, 453 nt
Organism: Tetrahymena thermophila SB210
Lineage: Eukaryota; Ciliophora; Oligohymenophorea; Hymenostomatida; Tetrahymenidae
Product: DNA-directed RNA polymerase I and III 14 kDa protein
Exons: 3
Biological process (GO): DNA-templated transcription
Cellular component (GO): RNA polymerase III complex; RNA polymerase I complex
Molecular function (GO): DNA binding; DNA-directed RNA polymerase activity; protein dimerization activity
Source: RefSeq, a predicted model, not a curated record